Molecule: messenger RNA, 432 nt
Organism: Mytilinidion resinicola
Lineage: Eukaryota; Fungi; Ascomycota; Dothideomycetes; Mytilinidiales; Mytilinidiaceae
Exons: 1
Molecular function (GO): zinc ion binding
Source: RefSeq, a predicted model, not a curated record
UGCAUAAUCUGCACCGACGCCCUCCCGCCCACAUCCUUCCCACCCCAGCCGCCCACCGCCCACUGCACCCACAGCCCCCAAGUCUGCACCGCCGACCUCGACGCCUGGAUCCGCUCCUCCCUGACAACCAAAGGCCCCGCCGCCAUCGGCUGUCCAGAAUGCGGAAACCACCUCACGCACCCCGACAUCCACCGCCUCGCCGCCCCGCUCACCCUCGCCGCCUUCGAAACCGCCCAAACCCGCGCCCUGCUCAGCGCCGACCCGAACUUCCGCUGGUGCCUCUCCGCCGCCGCCUGCGGCUCCGGCCAGCUGCACGCCUCCGGCCGCGCGGGGCCCAUCAUGACGUGCGGCGCCUGUGGCUUCAAGCAGUGCGUCAUCCACGAGCGGGCGUGGCACGAGGGGCUCACGUGCCGCGAGUUUGACGAGCGGGUC